This is a messenger RNA of Loa loa (African eye worm), 1020 nucleotides long. RefSeq lists its product as hypothetical. The record is from RefSeq and is a predicted model, not a curated record. The coding region runs from base 1 to 1020 and encodes 339 amino acids. Lineage: Eukaryota; Metazoa; Nematoda; Chromadorea; Rhabditida; Onchocercidae. The transcript has 7 exons.
AUGAUAGCACCACUCCUGAAACGAUGCCCAUUUAUCCGAAAAUUGGCAAUUCAUGAUGAACGUGCUCUGUGUGGUGUGAAUAACAAUGUAUUGCAUGAUUUGGUAAAUGUCGAUGAACUUCACCUCUCUAGCAGUUUUUUUGCUGAAAGACAGUACGACCCGCUAAUUGAAACGCUAUUUUCAUUCUCGAAACUGCACCUGCUUCACAUACAACAACGGUAUAACGAAGAUAAAUGCCAGCGGAAUAUUAUACGCGAAAAGCAAGUGGAACAACUUGCAUCAAAAUCUCUUAGUAAUAUCAAGUUGCAGGGUGUCGUAAUAACAAAAUCAGUCUUGAAGUUACUUUGUUUAAAAUACCAAAAAACGCUAGAAAAAUUAUGUUUGCUGGGCGCACUCGUACCAUCUGAAGAUGCACCUACUUGCUUCCAAGCUAUAAAUGGCUUGAAUCGUCUAACGUGCCUGACAUUGGCUCCAUCGUUGUAUUCGAUCAGUACUACCAACAAAGCAUUCUUCAAAAAUUAUCCCUCGCUGAAGAGUUCGGAAACGCUAAAAUUAGUGGCAGUCUAUGUGUCACGGCCAGAUGUAUCACAAUUGAAGCUACUGUUCCGACAAAUACUUCCGGCUAGCGUCGAGCAAUUAAUACUUUACGAUGAAAGCUAUCGCACAGCUUAUCAGAUCAAGCAGGAAUCGAAAGAACUCAAACACAAGGUUCGGUUUUGUCGUGAUAACGAUAUAAUCAUCGACAACUACUGGAUGAACGGCAAAAGUGAACUAAUAACACAUACACUGUGGAAACCACCCUACAAAACCAAUACCUCUUUGCCCUCAGUGUUGCCAGAAUGGUAUUGUGUAUUGAGCGAACUUAUGGAAACAGCAUUGGUCAGUGAAUUUUCAUGCACCUCUUCGUCAAGUGCCGGUACGACUCGGAAUACAUUGCAACUUAAUGAAUGCACCUGCAUGGAUCAUUCCACAUCAUGUAAUAAUGGAAACGAAAAAGUUGUAUGCUCACUGCAAGAAUAA